AGGGAGAUUUCUACACUUAGAAGUAGCAUGGAAGAUCCCAACCUAUGGGGAAGUGCACAUAAGAAGAGGAUAAAUAUGGCUUUUAAGGGCAAGGAUCACUUAGAUUCCCUUUCAUUACCAGUUCAGCGCAUGCAUUUAAUCCAGGUGGACUCUGUUCAGCGUUGGAUGGAAGAUUUGAAGUUGAUGACAGACUGCGAAUGUAUGUGUAUUCUCCAGUCCAAGCCCAUCAGCAUUGAGAAGGAUGAACAAAAUGAACUUAUGCUUUCCUCACAGUAUAGCACUUGUGAUAACUUGCAGCUUCUAUUAAAGAGAGCUUGGAUCAUAAGCACAGAAUUGACAAGGAUUGCUCAGAAGCUGGAGAAGAAUAGGUGGCAGAGAGUCCACAGCAUGACAGUAAGAGUCAACUGCCAUGUGCGCUCAAUGAUAAAUGAGUACAAUACAUUCACCAGGAAUCCUUCAGAAGAAAUGCACCAGUUUGAAAAACUUUUAAUAGACAAGUGUUCAGAAUUUACAGCAUUCACAGAAAGGUGCAUACAGACUGAAGAUGAAGAGAUACUGAAGUCUAUGAAAUCUUGUGUUAAUGAAACACUCACCACUGUUGCCCAGUAUUUUGGCCAGUUGAUAGAGCUGGUUUUAACACAUGAGGCACAGAACCUGCUGAGACAAAUAGAGCUGUCAGACAGUGUGCACGUCACCGAGUCGGCGAUUAGCAGUUUGUUCAGCCUUACCCAGGAAGGUGCCCAUCUGUGCCGUAUCAUAGCUAAGGAAGGAGGAGUAGUCACUCUCUUUAAGAUCUGUCGCCAGGAUUGCUUCAGAUGUCUUUAUCCCCAGACACUGAGAACCUUGGCAUCAAUUUGCUGCGUAGAGGAAGGGAUGCACCAGCUGGAAAAGGUUGAUGGGAUACUGUGCCUGGCUGACAUUCUCACUGAUAACAGCCAUUCUGAAGCUACUCAUGCUGAAGCAGCAGCAGUAAUUGCACAGAUCACAUCUCCACAUCUCACGUUCACUCAGCAUCUCAGCAGCUUUCUGGAAAAUAUGGAAGAAAUUGUGACUGCGCUUGUCAAACUGUGCCAAGAAGCUUCGUCAGGUGAAGUUUUCUUGCUGGCUUCAGCAGCUCUUGCCAAUAUUACUUUCUUUGAUACCAUGGCUUGUGAAAUAUUGCUCCAGUUAAAUGCAAUGAAGAUUCUUCUAGCAGCAUGUUCGGACAAACGCAUAGUGGAUACUCCAUAUUCUCGAGAUCAGGUGGUAACAAUAUUGGCAAACAUGUCUGUGUUGGACCAGUGUGCUUCAGAAAUCAUUCAAGGAAAUGGUAUUCAACUUUUAAUGGAAAUGCUCUUUGAAAAAUCAUCUUCAGGAAGUUCAGCAGAAGUUGCUGCUUGUGAGCGAGUCCAACAGAAAUCUGCAGUAACACUGGCACGACUCAGCCGGGAUCCUGAAGUGGCAGAUGCAGCUGUAAAACUCAGCUGUAUUCCUCGCCUAAUUAAACUUUGCAGAUCACCAACCGAAAGAAAUAACAGCGAUUCUGUUCUAGUGGCAUGUCUGGCAGCCUUACGAAGACUAGCAGUUAUGAGUCCUGAAGGACUUGAAGAUUCAGAUUUUCAGCAGCUAGUAAAGCCCAGACUUGUGGACUCUUUUCUGUUAUGCACUAAUAUGGAAGAGAGCUUUGUAUAAAUGUGAGCCAAAAAUGAUAAUCAACAUGAUAAGUAUACAGUAAGAUAAUACAUGUACAAUUUUAUUUUUUUUUUUAGUCCUAUUGUUAUUUAUGACUUAUUUAUUCUAAACCCACGAACAUGCAUUUUGUAAGAGAAAAGGAACAGAAUGAGCAGACUUGUUUCAGUGAUUUGCAAAGACAAUUUUUUAUUUUAUUUUCCUGCCAAGACACAUCAACAGACCUUAUCAUUGCCAUCUAACAAAAUGUUGGUUUUUUUAAUAUAGUUAAAUCAAGGUAAUGAAGCCAAGAAUUUCUUGCUAUGAUGUUAAAUGCUUCUAAUAAUGUUUUAUCUCUGAUAUUUUUCUAUGGUUAGGACAUUUUGCUGAUUUUUUUUAAUAAAUGCUUUAGCCUCAUGCAUUUGCUGUUUUAGAAAAAAAGUAAUCCUAAAAACUGCAAGUAUGUACUUUGAAAUGAAAGGGAUGUUAGAGUCUAAGUCCAGUUCUUAACUGUUGUUGUUUUUAAUAGAAUUAUGAAAUAUGUGACUGAGAGGAAAACUUCCAGAAAAUUUCCAAAUACUGGCUUUGAAUGAUGUUAGAGGACAUUCUUACAUUGUAUAAAGAUAUGCUCCUCUAGAGAAUACACACUUGCAGAAAACUAUUUAUAUUUACUGAAAUUUUUGAAAGAAAUUGAUAAAAUUCUAGAAAAAUCUCUGAUGUAUGUUUUAUUUCAUAAUGUGAGAUUAUCCCCCUAAGAUUUAAAAUCGUUACAUACUGAUAAUUUUCUCUCUUUUCCAAGCCUUAGAGGAACUGGAGGUGCUUAUGUCUAGACAUGUUUUUAAUAUUCAUGCUGCUACUACAUUUGUGAAAAGUUGUGCAUGCAUAUGUUAAAUAAUGAGAACAGAUAAUUGUAACUUGAAUUUCCAUUUUUCUGUUUUUCUAACUAGUCCUCUAUUUCUAAAAUGAAAUGGGACUUUGAGGAUAUUUUGGAAUUGAGAAGAUUUUACCAAUGGAUAACAACUUAAAGA
Messenger RNA from Pipra filicauda (Wire-tailed manakin), 2675 nucleotides. It is a transcript of the gene INSC, whose product is annotated as INSC spindle orientation adaptor protein. The transcript is spliced from 13 exons. Gene Ontology annotation, cellular component: apical cortex. Bases 28 to 1671 code for a protein of 547 amino acids. The record is from RefSeq and is a predicted model, not a curated record. Lineage: Eukaryota; Metazoa; Chordata; Aves; Passeriformes; Pipridae. Gene Ontology annotation, molecular function: cytoskeletal adaptor activity; protein binding. Gene Ontology annotation, biological process: establishment of mitotic spindle orientation; asymmetric cell division; apical protein localization.